Oncorhynchus gorbuscha (pink salmon) is the source of this 1206-nucleotide messenger RNA. RefSeq lists its product as uncharacterized. The record is from RefSeq and is a predicted model, not a curated record. Gene Ontology annotation, cellular component: extracellular region. The transcript has 6 exons. NCBI's taxonomy places the organism in Eukaryota, Metazoa, Chordata, Actinopteri, Salmoniformes, Salmonidae. Bases 155 to 760 code for a protein of 201 amino acids. Gene Ontology annotation, molecular function: interleukin-12 receptor binding; growth factor activity. Gene Ontology annotation, biological process: immune response.
GUCUCUUGUUGUUUUGUUGUAUGUAAUUCCGUGUUUAAAUCUGUCCAGGGAAUUCCCUCAAGGAGCGCUGCACGGCUCUAUAUAAUGAUCAGAUGAAGCAAAGAUGACAACACCUAUCAGUUUACGCCACACUUGAGUCAAAGAUCUCAGAAUCAUGCUGCCAAACUUUUAUUUAUACUUUACCAGCUGUGUGCUGCUGCUCGCUUUGUUCUGCCAAGUCUCCAUGGGAACCCCAGUGCGCACGCCGCGGAGUUUGGACACUGAGAAAUGCGGGCAGUGCGCUGACCUCUCCAGAGAGCUCGUCAAGAAUGUUAGAAAGCUCCUGGACAACGAAAACCUGUUUAGGGGUUUAAACUGCUCGGAGCAGCGCGUGGAGGUGAACAGUAAGACCCAGACAGUCCUAGCCUGCGAACCCAACACCGACAGGAACACAAGAUGUUCUGGUCAACGGAACACCACAUUCAGUGAGAGUGCGUGUCUGAGGAACAUCCGAGCAGACCUAGGACAUUAUGCUGCCUCACUACAGGCUUACAAACAGGCCGACCUCAGCUCCACUGUCCAGGACACCAAGAACCUACUCAAUAAUUGUCCAUCCACACAAGGGGAUCCUUCCUCACAUGUUGCAGACGCUAAGCUGACUAGUGGUAACUCUGUCGACCAGAGGGUCCAUCUGUGUAAGGUACUGAAGGGCUUCCACCUCCGGGUCAUCACCAUCAGCAGAGCCAUGGGCUACAUCUCUGCUGGGGACCACAGGAAGUAAACCCUCAUCUUCAAAACCAUCCGAUUUCUCAUCAUCAUCAACUAUAACAAGUGCUGAUAAUCUUCAUCAUCAUCAUCAUCACCAUCAAAAAGUGAAUCAUCAGCAACACUGAUUGUCAUCUUCAUCAUCAGACAUCAUCCUCAACAACUACUUUGCCAUCCUAACUGUUGAAUACUUACUGCACUACACUGUGAAUGCCUAGAUGAGUAGGACAUGAGCUAUCUAAACUCCUUUGGCUCAGUUAGAGCUGAAUGAUAGUAGGUUUAGUGCAAAACUAGUCAAUGAAGAUCAUGUUGGUCAAUCUAUUUAUUUAUUUAUUCCUAUAUUUAAGGACUGGGAUUUAUUUAUUUAUUUGAUUUAUGAAAUGUAUCUAUUUAUUUAUUUAACAAUAUGUUAUUAAUGUUAUUUAUUGGAAUACUUGUAAUAAAGUAUUUAUUACAAGCUUA